Molecule: messenger RNA, 2226 nt
Organism: Mauremys reevesii (Reeves's turtle)
Lineage: Eukaryota; Metazoa; Chordata; Testudines; Geoemydidae
Gene: GLOD4
Product: glyoxalase domain containing 4
Exons: 9
Coding region: 59-1003 (314 amino acids)
Source: RefSeq, a predicted model, not a curated record
UCCGGCUACGCACGUGACCCCCCCCGUCGGUUCCCUAACCCGCCGGCGUGGCGGGUGAAUGUUUACGUCAUCGCCGUGCGCCGGAAGUAGGGGUAGAACUCCGGCCAUGGGAGCCCGCCGCGCGCUGCACUUCGUGUUCAAAGUGGGGAACCGUGGCCAGAGCGCCCGCUUCUACCGCGACCUGCUGGGCAUGCGGAUUCUCAGACAUGAAGAAUUUGAGGAAGGCUGCAAAGCUACUUGUAAUGGCCCUUAUGAUGGAAAGUGGAGCAAAACAAUGGUGGGCUAUGGGCCCGAAGAGGAUCACUUUGUUGCAGAGUUGACCUACAAUUAUGGCGUUGGAGAGUAUCGACUCGGCACUGACUUUCUGGGCAUGACUCUUGUGUCCAGCCAGGCAGUGAGCAAUGCCAGGAAGAUGGGAUGGCCACUCAAAGAAGUUGCAAAGGGUAUAUUUGAAACUGAAGCCCCAGGAGGAUACAAGUUCUGCUUGGAAGACAAAGAACAACCAAAGCAAGAUCCCGUGCUAAAAGUAACUUUGGCAGUCUCGAACCUGCAGAAGUCUGUUAGCUACUGGUCUGAUCUGCUGGGAAUGAAAAUUUAUGAGACGAAUGAGGAAAAGCAAAGGGCUUUGCUAGGCUAUGCAGAUAACCAGUGUAAAUUGGAGCUGCAGGGCAUUGGCGGAGCAGUGGAUCAUGGCACAGCUUUUGGGCGGAUUGCCUUCUCUUGCCCAAAGGAAGAGUUGCCAAACAUUGAAGCACUGAUGAAGAAGGAGAAGCAGAAGAUUUUAACUCCCCUAGUUAGCUUGGACACCCCUGGAAAAGCAACAGUGCAAGUGGUUAUCCUGGCUGAUCCCGACGGCCAUGAAAUCUGCUUUGUAGGAGAUGAAGCAUUUAGAGAGCUUUCCAAGAUGGAUCCUAAUGGCAACAAGCUGUUAGAUGAUGCAAUGGCAGCGGACAAAAGUGACGAGUGGUUUGCUAAGCACAAAAUGCAGAAGGCUUCUGCUUAGCUGAAGAGAAUUGUCUCAUAAAUGGUGCCUUUAGCUGCUAAACACUUGUGAAAUGUGUCCAGUGUUGCAGUCAUGUUGUCCCCAUUCAGUGAGAGAGUCUGCAAUGCCCUUUGAUUUAAUAAAAAAAUUCCAGCUCUUUCUUAGAGGCUGGAUUCUCCUUGCAGAAGUCUAUAGGAGAAAAAGGGGAAAGUUGCCUUGUGCUGUGAUGGGUAGAUUGAGCACUUGAUUUCAUAAUGUGGGAGGUCAUGAACUAGUAAUAGGCCACCCUCUCAAGCUUUUCUCUUUCCUGUUGGAUUGAAAAAGACCGGAGUUUAGCCUAGAAAUUCGCUGAAUUUUUUUUUGGUAUUUUAGGUAUCAUAUAUCUACUGCAGUAUGUGUACUGAGCUAUCUUUCUGCAGGGAUUUAGGAGUGAAGAAUAACUCAAUUUCAAAUUCACCCUGUUGAAUAAGACCAGAACCAAUUCACUGCAUGCACUAAAACAGAACGCUAGCAAGGGGGAUUUAGAUUAAAUUAUGGUAUUUUAUUCUAACUGGCAGUUCUCUUCCAAAUAAUUCAUGCUGCUAAAACUGAUAGAAUAAAAAUUCGUGGCUCAGAGCUGGGUGGAAAAAAGCUCUUUGGAAGUGUUGAAAUACUUGCUUUCAAAGCAAAGUAUAGAUUAAAGAAUAAAGCAAAUCUUAUAUUGCUGGUGGGUUCCAUUCAUGGAAAAUGUAUUGGACAGCUCCAGAACUUAGAACUUAUUGCCAUGAAAUGAAAGGGACAACAUUAAUUGUGGUAUACUUCAAGUCUAUUUGCUAUUGUAUGUUACAGAGCAUUUUGUAAGGUCAGUGGCUUUAGCAAUGCUUGGUCUGCUGCACAUGGAAAAGAAAAAGCCUUGGGGUAGCUACUGUUUGUUGUGAACAGUGCAUGUAUUGUGUUUUUAUGACAUAGAUUAAAGCUGGAAUUGAGAGCUUGUCUACAUAGGGAAAUUGAUCAGCAUAAUUACAAUAAUAAAUAUCUAGCUCUUAGUGGAAUAGCUAUGCAGGUCAGUUUCCCUAUGUAGGCAAACCCUAAGGCUGACAUCUAGGGUUUUGAUUCUGACAAAAACCUCCCUGAAGCCAAACAUAGGUGGAUAGCUCAGUUGCUGUUAGCUGGCAUACGAUUAAAAUGGUUGAGCAUAGCUUAUAUUUUUUUCCAAAUAAACAUUAAACAAAUCUCUGCAGUACUAAUGAGAACACCGUGAUGAG